AUGUUUGAAGCGUCCGUGUUAAUUUCAGAUAUUGUGAUCCGCGUAUUGAUGACAUCAUCAUUGUCAUGGUCAAUCAACACAACAUUGAUCUAUUUACAUCCAACACAAAAGUAUCAGAAUAUGUCUGCUGCUCAGUUCAUCGUUCAGCGUGUUAUCGACAAUCCUGGUCGAAUCACUUUGUGUGUCAUUGAUCCUCUGACAUAA
Adineta ricciae is the source of this 204-nucleotide messenger RNA. The record is from the annotation of a GenBank genome assembly. Lineage: Eukaryota; Metazoa; Rotifera; Eurotatoria; Adinetida; Adinetidae.